Messenger RNA from Tetrahymena thermophila SB210, 192 nucleotides. RefSeq lists its product as hypothetical. The record is from RefSeq and is a predicted model, not a curated record. The transcript has a single exon. Lineage: Eukaryota; Ciliophora; Oligohymenophorea; Hymenostomatida; Tetrahymenidae.
AUGUAUUAUUAAUUGGGUAAAAUUAGCAAGUAAAAGCAGAAGUAUUCACUCCUUUAGAAAUAGAAAUUACCAUUAGAAGAUAUCAGUUGCAGCAAUAAUAUAGGUAUUAGCUUAGCAUUAGUUUCAAACACUUAAACAAGCAUUUACCAUUUAUAUUUAGCUCCUCUAUUAUAAAGUAAGAGGACUAACUGA